CGCCACCAUAUGUUAUGCUUGAUUUUGACAUAAAUAACAUUGGAAACAGUUCCAAAAUUUCUUAAUAGAAUAUGGAUUUUAUUUAAAAAUGGAUCGUGUUAAUAAAUGGUCAAUUUGUUGGAUAUGUACCAAAGAAGUGGGCACUUAUUCUAUUUAUGAUGAAAUAAUUAAUAGUUACUUUAAAAAUUUAACAUCGAUUGAAAUAAAAGUACAAAGUGGAAAACCUGAAAUGGUUUGUAAAACGUGUGUGGAUAGUUUAUUUAAGUUUCAGGAAUUCCGGUCACAAUGUGAGAAUUCAUAUACUACCAAUUUUUUAGAAGCAUCUGCGGUUCUAAUGGAAACUAAAAUUAAAGUCGAAAACGAAAAUGAAACAGCAACGUUCGUUGUUAUACACGACGAAACUAAUUUUGACAAUAUCAUGGCACAACAAGGAGAUUAUUAUAAUAACGCUUUCGAAGAGAUUGACGUUAUGGAAGAUAAAUUGCAGCCGCAACCACUUUUCAAUAUUGACAUUGUAAAACAUGAAUCACAUAUAUUGGCAAAUGAAAGUGAUGCAAAUUCUUUGAAAUCAGGGGUUCAGGAACCUAAAAUCAGUGAUAUUUGUCUUAAUACGCCUGAUGAUGCUUCGAAAACACAACCGAGAGAAAAUAAAGAACAGAAUGUUGUAACAACAAAAAAGCAUAAAAAACUUUGUAAAAUUUGUGGGUCAACGUUUACUCAAACCAGCUCCCUUAAACAACAUAUGUUGAAACAUACUGGCCUUCGACCAUUCGUUUGCGAAUUUUGCGAGAAAACAUUCAACCGCCGUAAUUGUUUAAUUAACCAUCGUCGGCUUCACACUGGAUAUCGGCCGUACCAGUGCGACGAAUGCAUUCUAACGUUUACAACGAAAGAUAGAUUAGUGCGUCAUAAAAACAUUGACCACAUUCAGGAUGUUUCCAACAAAAGUGACAAACGCAUAUUUACAUGUUCUAUAUGCAAAAUUACAAAAAGCUCAAAGUUUUUAAUUAAGUUACACAAACAUCAGGAGCACGCAGAAAAUAUGAGAAAAAAAUGUUCAGUACAAGUUCCAUUAACACAAGACGAAGAUUCUGUUACUUUAACUAAUUCAAAAUAUUGUGAUACAUGCCAUCAGGUAUUUGCAACGGAAGUGGAAUUGCUUACACAUCAGGAAGGACAUUUAAUUUCAAAAAUUUUCAAAUGUAAGGAAUGCAAAAAGGCUUUUAGUAGAAAAAGCGAUUUACUUUACCAUCAACUAAGAUCACAUAAGAACGCUGAAGACCUUAUGAAGAAGACUAUGGAAUCUAAUGAAACCGAUAACAUGAACAGUGAGGAGGAAGAGAAACCAUUAAAAGAACGUAUCCAAGAGAUGAAGGUUGUGAAGCGUUUACGAAAGAAAAGUAAUAAAGCAAUGCAAAUAUUGUCAAGUUUUAAAUGUCGUGGACCAAGAGAAAAAUCAACGGAUGAACAUAAGUGUCUAAUUUGUAAAAAAGUCUUUACAACUGGACCAUCUCUUAAAGUGCAUUUACGUACACAUACCGGUGAUAAGCCUUUUAAAUGUGAAUUUUGUCCUAAAGCAUUUGCUCGCAAAAGUGUACUAAAUGUUCAUCGCAGAACACACACCGGUGAACGGCCGUAUAAAUGUGAUCAUUGUGAAAUUGCAUUCUCUACUAAAUAUGCUUUACUCAUACAUUUGCAAGAGGCUCAUGAAGAUAAUGGUGAUAUAGUGUUUCAAUCCAAAUGUUUUCGCUGUAAUAAAGUGUUCCCAGACAACGAGGAAUUGCAAAAACAUUUACCAGAGCAUCAAGAUCAAGAUCAGGACCAAACAUUUAGGUGUUAUUCAUGCGAAGAAACCUUCUUUAAUCUGUCGGAUUUUAGAAAACAUGUAGAGUCUCAUAAUUCUCCUAAUCAAUAUCAAUGUGGAAUCUGUUUAACUUCGUUUAAAGAAAAAUUCAAAUUGGACUUCCACCUAAAAUCGCACACUGUGCAUCAACACAGUUGUAAAAAAUGUGGAGACACAUUCGUUCUCAAGAAUAGUUUAAUAUUACACAUCAAGAAUGUGCACAUAAAUAAGAGAAAUUUGGAAUUUGCCUGUAGAGCUUGUGAUAUUAUGUGCUAUGAUGAGCUAUGCUUAAAGGAUCACUUAAAAACAAAACAUAAGGAAAUGCAGUGCUUAUAUAGAUGUGAAAGUUGUCGACAAAAUUUAGGGACUCCAAUGCGCUACUCUAAGCACAUUUAUGAAAAACAUGAUCAAAUAAGUAAAAUCUGCUAUGAAGAAAAUUGUGGAAAGGAAUUCUAUUCCCAGAAAGCUUUUGAUAUACAUAUUUUAAAACAUUUUAUAAACUAAUUUAAUAUAUAUAAAAACAUAAUUUAUAAUAUUUAUAUAUAGAGAAAAUUCUUCCAAAGGGUAUCUCUAUUAAAUGGAUAAUGCUGUAGAACGGAGACCCUAGAUAACGGAUAUCCUUUUCAAUAGACAUUUUUUCAAAUAUAAGGUUUUUGAUCAUUAAGAACAAGUUAACUACCUUCGGUCAGAUGUCAGUGUAUAUACUUUUAAAUAACUGUAUAAUUUCAAUGUUUACUUUUUUAUUAAUAGAUUUAUAAGUUAGCUAAUAAUA
Messenger RNA from Teleopsis dalmanni, 2615 nucleotides. RefSeq names its product zinc finger protein 616-like. Gene Ontology annotation, cellular component: nucleus. Bases 89 to 2347 code for a protein of 752 amino acids. Gene Ontology annotation, molecular function: zinc ion binding. The transcript has 6 exons. The record is from RefSeq and is a predicted model, not a curated record. Lineage: Eukaryota; Metazoa; Arthropoda; Insecta; Diptera; Diopsidae.